Molecule: messenger RNA, 1120 nt
Organism: Tilletiaria anomala UBC 951
Lineage: Eukaryota; Fungi; Basidiomycota; Exobasidiomycetes; Georgefischeriales; Tilletiariaceae
Product: siroheme synthase middle domains-like protein
Exons: 2
Coding region: 112-1044 (310 amino acids)
Biological process (GO): siroheme biosynthetic process
Molecular function (GO): precorrin-2 dehydrogenase activity; protoporphyrin ferrochelatase activity
Source: RefSeq, a predicted model, not a curated record
CUUCAGGAAUUCUUGUCCAUGCGCACGCGUCCCUCAUGCCCCAUGUGUCAUGGACAUUGGCAGUGAAACGGUGCGGAGAUAGAAUACGCUCGUCGACCGAAAGCCGUCGGAAUGGCGGCAAAGGAGUAUCACGAGAUCGUUCCUGGCGCCGGCCUGAUCCUUUCGUGGCAGCUCAAGGGGAAGAAGGUCCUUCUCGUCGGAGGCGGCCCUGUAGCUGCCGGUCGUCUGGUCAACGUCAAAGAUGCAGACGCACACCUGACCGUCAUCUGCCCCUCGUCCGGGUUGUGCGGCGAAAUGAAGCACCGCAUCUACACGGAGAACGUAGUAGAUGUCUACCACGAUCGCCUCUUUGGUGGCGCAUCGGAACUGGACGCACCGGAAGAUGGGCGACGGUUCGACAUGGUGCUGACGGCGAUCGACGACGCCGAGCUCUCGCGUUCGAUCUGCCACAUGGCGCGUGCGCGCAAGAUCCCAGUGAACGUCGCUGACGUGCCACCUGAGUGCGACUUUUACUUUGGUUCGCUCAUCCGCCGCGGACCGCUGCAGGUCAUGGUCUCGACCGGUGGCAAGGGUCCCAAGAUCGCCAGCCAGACGAGGCGCGUCAUCGAGCGCGCUUUACCCGAGAAUAUCGACAACGCGAUCGAGAGGGUGGGCAAGCUGCGCGCCAAGCUGCGUGAGGUGGCGCCAGAGCAAAAACAAGGCCCCAAGCGGAUGCGCUGGAUGAUCGACGUCUGCGAGAAGUGGUCCCUAGACCAGCUGUCGGACAUGACGGACGAUGACAUGGAGGAGAUCCUCAAAGGCUGGAAGAAGGGAACCGUUCCGACGUACCGACAGGUCAGAGGGAUAAAGUGGAAGAUUAUCCCGUUCAUCGCACUGCCAACAGCCAAGCAGAUCAACAAAUCCCUCUUCGGCACCUGCCCUGUCGUCGGCGCCAUCUCGCCUUGGCUCAGUGGUGUCCUGGGCGCAACAGCAGGCGCAGCUGUCGCAUCCGCCUUCUUCGUUCUCCGCUCUCAAACUCGUCAUUCAUUAAUGUCGGUUCCCUAGUAUGCUUUAGCAAACACUCUACACACGCAAUGUACAUUAGUCCAUACCAGCACUUAUUCAAAGCAUAGAUGUGUAC